This is a messenger RNA of Pan troglodytes (chimpanzee), 950 nucleotides long. RefSeq names its product cilia and flagella associated protein 95 (gene CFAP95). Bases 134 to 859 code for a protein of 241 amino acids. The record is from RefSeq and is a predicted model, not a curated record. Lineage: Eukaryota; Metazoa; Chordata; Mammalia; Primates; Hominidae. The transcript is spliced from 7 exons. Gene Ontology annotation, cellular component: plasma membrane.
GGAUCCGCCCCUCCACUGGCCCCGCCCCAGGUUGCUUAGGAGAUAAGAGACGCCGAAUCUUGGUACUUGCGUUCCUGCCGGGCAGGACAGGUGCAUAGGGAACUCCUCAGAGGUCUAUACCUCGAGGGCUCCCAUGGAUAGCCUUGACGGAUCCUGCCAGGACUGGUGCGACAGGAAGCAACACUGGUUGGAGAUCGGACCACCGGACUUGGUGGAGCGCAAGGGCUCCCUGACCCUCCGCUCCCAUCACAAGAAAUACUCGAAGCCGGUGUUGGUGUAUUCCUGGCACCGUGACAGAGAAGCUUUUCCCAAAGAUUAUGAUAUAGAGGGUCCUGAGAAAGUUAAAAAACUGUGUAAUUCAACAUAUCGGCGACUUGGAACCGAUGAAUCCCCAAUUUGGACAUCAGAAACACAUGAAAAGUUGUCACAAAUGUGUUUAAACACAGAAUGGGCUGAAAUGAAGAGCAAGGCUUUAUUGAAUGAGGAAACAGUGAGCUCUGGGAUUAUCGAAAGGGUCACUGGAUUGCCUGCCACAGGUUUUGGAGCUGUCUUUCCUAGACAUCCACCGGAUCGGAGCAAAAUGGGGCGAGGGAAGGAGAAGGCAAUCACAAAGAGUUGGUGUGCAUUGACAACGUACUCAGAAGAUUAUGUUCCACCAUAUGAUUAUCAGCCACAUGUUUAUCCCUGUCAAGAUGAUUAUUCCAUAGUCCACAGAAAAUGCCGUUCUCAGUUCACGGAUCUAAAUGGUUCUAAAAGAUUUGGCAUCAACACUUGGCAUGAUGAGAGUGGGAUUUAUGCUAAUUCAGAUGUAAAACGGAAACUCUAUCCCUUGACUAGUGGGCCUAUCAUGCCAAUUUAAAAAUAAUGUAUAGAAUCAGCAUCUCUGACUAAUGAAAAAUGGAUGUAGCAGUUGAUGAUUUUCUAUCUUAAUAAAUAUAAUGGAAGUGUUA